AUGCAGCGGCCACAAACUUACGGGCAGUCGCCCCCCUUGCACCACCCCGUACCCCAGCAUGUCUCUACGGUUCCUCAGUUGCGCUCGCCCCCUCCUCCCGUGUCGCAAUCGCAAUCGCAACAAGGCUACGGUGGCAGUCCCUACCAACAGCAAGGCGGUACGAGUGGGAAUGUAUUCGGCGCAUACGGACAGUUCAUGAAUGAUCCCACGGCGCAAGUGGCAGCGCAGUUUGGCCAGACGGCUUUCAAGCAUGGCCAGGAGUACAUGGAGCAAAACUUCAACCGAUACGUUAACGUCAACGCCCUGAAGCACUACUUCAACGUUUCCAACUCCUACGUCAUCAACAAAAUAGUCCUCGUCCUCUUCCCUUGGAGGCACAAGCCAUGGUCGCGCAAGCAGUCCGUCGGGCCUAGCGGACAGGAAGGAUGGUACCUCCCUCCGCGAGACGACAUCAAUAGUCCCGAUAUGUACAUUCCCGUCAUGGCUGUCGUGACGUACAUCCUUCUCUCUACGCUCCUUGCUGGUCUCCGCGGCCAGUUCCAGCCAGAACUUCUCGGAUACACAGCGUCAACGGCCCUAGUAAUAGUCAUGGCAGAGAUCCUCGGUCUCAAGCUGGGCUGCUACUUGUUGGGCAUCUCGAACGAUUCGCAGCUUUACGAUCUGAUCGCAUACUCGGGCUACAAGUUUGUCGGCAUCAUCGUCACCGUAACCGUAGCCGAGAUUCUGAACGGUGGCAAGGGUACCGGCGGGUGGAUUGGCUGGGGCGUGUUCCUUUACACUUUCCUGGCCAACUCGCUGUUCUUGAUGCGUUCGCUCAAGUACGUUCUGCUCCCUGAAAACGCAGCCAACGGUGCCGGCCCUAUGCAGACUGGCGAUUCCCGAGCCAAGCGAAACCAGAGGACUCAGUUCCUCUUCUUCUACUCCUACAUUGUCCAGCUGCUUUUUAUGUGGAUCCUGUCGAGGCCUUGA
Messenger RNA from Colletotrichum paranaense, 969 nucleotides. RefSeq lists its product as uncharacterized. Gene Ontology annotation, biological process: endoplasmic reticulum to Golgi vesicle-mediated transport. Gene Ontology annotation, cellular component: endoplasmic reticulum-Golgi intermediate compartment; endoplasmic reticulum membrane; COPII-coated ER to Golgi transport vesicle. The coding region runs from base 1 to 969 and encodes 322 amino acids. The transcript has 3 exons. NCBI's taxonomy places the organism in Eukaryota, Fungi, Ascomycota, Sordariomycetes, Glomerellales, Glomerellaceae. The record is from RefSeq and is a predicted model, not a curated record.